Adelges cooleyi (spruce gall adelgid) is the source of this 1558-nucleotide messenger RNA. RefSeq names its product rubber oxygenase-like. Lineage: Eukaryota; Metazoa; Arthropoda; Insecta; Hemiptera; Adelgidae. Gene Ontology annotation, molecular function: oxidoreductase activity. The transcript is spliced from 5 exons. The coding region runs from base 395 to 1447 and encodes 350 amino acids. The record is from RefSeq and is a predicted model, not a curated record.
GACUAACGUGUACGAAACGAUAUUAACAACAACAACACACUGUAAACGCACAAUAGAGAACAGUAUCUCCGCAGCAAUGGUGAUGUCCGUACCCGUCUGUGGCAUUGGCGCACGUUCACCGUACCGGUUUUGUGUGUUUCAUCACACUUUCUACCGGACUCGCUUUCUAAACAACACAUCGCAGACGUGUGGGGCGGCAAACGCACUAUGAGCGCGGUGCCGAGAACCGCUGAAUUCCACUGCGGUGAUGGAACGCGUCCGCACGCGUAAUACCUAACCGGUCCUCUCGCCGUUACCUGUUGUUCAGCCGUUAUCAAAACGUUUGCCCCCCGACCGUUGGGUUCGAGAACGUUUUUUUUUGUUUCACCGAGACGACGGUCCGCGUUUGGACCCGAUGGAGUGCACCGCAGUAAACGUGAUGACGUCGCCCGACGAAACCGAAACGGCCAAACAGCGGGUAAGGACGAUUUUGGAAGAAGGCUGUAACGUGCCUGUAGAAAGAAAACGGCCCAGGGACCUACCCGAAUGGUUUGACGAGCAGUUGUUCGUCAGAGCUCAAAAACAUUUUUUCGCCAACUUCUACUCGAUGUUCGUAGGCAAACUGAUAGGUCUGAUUUUAGUGUUGACCGUACCAACAAUUCUGGACGUGCUCGUACUCACAAACAAAUCUUCAGAUUCGUAUAGCGCCUUCAGAAGAUACUUGGACACCAUCAGGCACAUGGUCCGGUGGUACGGAUACGACGUUGGAGAUCUGAAAUCCAAAUCUCAAAAAUCCGUGAAUACAGUGCACAGUUUCCACUGCACUGCCAGUAGAUUGUCCGAAAAAACCGGCCUGGGAGUGCGAGUAUCGCAAAAAGACAUGGCUCUCACCCAAUUCGGGUUCAUGGGCCUGAUGGUGCUCAGGAAGAAGGAAUUAGCCAUUGUAGGCUCAGAAGAAGACGAAUUUGCUAUUGUCCACUUUUGGCGAACCAUCGGCUAUAUGCUUGGCAUCCAAGACAAGUACAACCUGUGCCAGGGCACGUUGGAAGAGGUUCGCGGCGUAUGUGCCGUGGUGCUGGACGACGUGUACGCCCCCGGACUUAAGCAGCCGCCCAAAGGGUUUCAACGAAUGCUGGAAUCGCUGUUAGACGGCCUGAAGCCGGUGUCGCCUGUGUUGGACGUGCACGCUUUCAUGAGGUACACCAAGGACCUCUGCGGCGUGUCCAAAGGCGUCGACGAACCUCCUUUGCGCACUUGGUUCAGCCGGUGCAUGUACAACAUCCAGGUGUUCACGCACGAGGUGCUUCUGGCCAAAAGAUGGCUGGCUUGGGUGUUCCGGCCAUUGUUAAAUUACAAUAUGCGAUUUUCCGUUUGGGUCAACGUUAAGUUCCCAUUUGGGGCAGCUAUUAAAUACGGUACCAAAGUAUUCGUUAGGGUCCAGCCAGAGCGGCCGGCCACCUACUCGUAAAGGUCAAACCCGCAGGCAAGUCCGACGUUCGUUGGACCUAACCAGAGUGCAAAACAGAGACUGAAGACGACAUUUCGAAUUGUUGUCAAACAACAGAGUUUUUUUUUUUUU